Galleria mellonella (greater wax moth) is the source of this 9758-nucleotide messenger RNA. RefSeq names its product negative elongation factor A (gene Nelf-A). The transcript is spliced from 11 exons. Gene Ontology annotation, cellular component: NELF complex. The coding region runs from base 38 to 1876 and encodes 612 amino acids. The record is from RefSeq and is a predicted model, not a curated record. Gene Ontology annotation, biological process: negative regulation of transcription elongation by RNA polymerase II. NCBI's taxonomy places the organism in Eukaryota, Metazoa, Arthropoda, Insecta, Lepidoptera, Pyralidae.
GUGAGUCAGUAUGUCACACCACUAGCACAGUUACAAGAUGGCGAACGUUCGGGAUAGUGACACAUCUUUGUGGCUCCAUAAUAAACUCGGUACUUCGAACGAUUCAUGGACAAGUGGUUCAAUUUGUACACAGUUAAACGCCGAAGUUCUGAAAAAUAUCAAGGAUUGUUUUCCGGAUUUACAAACUCAAGUUAAACUAAAAUUAUUGUUAAGUUUCUUUCAUAUCCCGCGCAGAAAUGUUGAAGAGUGGAGAAAUGAACUGGAAGAGAUCAUUGAAGUGGCCGCAGUUGACUCAGACUUGUGGGUGGCGAUGCUCGCGGAGGUCCUCAAAACAUUUCCCUCUGCGGGCACUCUCAACACCGAGAUAGCAGAGUUUGACGAGACCCGCCCAAUAUUCAGUGAUAUGAUUGGAGAACUGAGGCGGGCGCUUGCCAAACAUUCAGACCUAGGAUUAUUACCUCUCGAGUGCCUAUAUUUAAAUAAGAAUGCUUUAGUAUCUGUGGUAGGCCAACAAGCAAAUCCAGUGAAACACUUCACGCUAAAACGUAAACCGAAGUCGGUAGCACUUCGUAGUGAACUCCUAGCCAAAGCUACUGAAGUGCAAGCCAAUCAGAAGAAGGCGCAGGCGCCCACAGUUCCUGUCCGAAGCAGGGGGAUGCCACGCAAGAUGACCGACACAACGCCGCUAAAGGGUUUGCCGUCGCGGUGGGCGGGCCGCAGUGGCCGCGCUCUGCCGCCGCUACCGCCGCUCCCGCCGCUGCCGCUGCGGGCGCCGCCGCGCGCCGGCAUCAAGCUAUUGGACAUCACCGAGCAACCUGCCACGCAUGCACAGAUCAAGAAGCGGAGAAAGCUCGAAAUGGAAGAAGGAUCAAAGAAACCGCCGGCAGCGGCUCCCCCCUCCCCGCCGCCCGAUUUCGCCAAAGGGACCUUCACGGCACCCAAGCAGGAGGAGCAGCCAGCGACGAGUGCGACGGAGAGCCCGCCGCCGCCGGCCGCCGCGGAGGCGGCGCCAGAGCCCGAGCCGCGGCCGCAGCCCGUCGUCACCAGCCCCAUACUGGUACAACAGAGCACGGGCGCGAAGCCGCUAGUGAUUGGCCAGCAGCCGAAACUGUUGAUCGCGGGGCAAGCGGGUGGCAAGCCCGUGCUGCUGUCGGCGCAGAACCUUCUAAACACCUCCGCGGUCAUCCUGCAGCCCGGCGGGAAGGCCGUGCUACUGCAGAACAUCAAGCCGGUGAGCCAGUCAGUGGUGCAACAGACGCGGCCACAGAUGCCGAGCCUGCAGCCCACGCAGCCCGCGCAGACCGCCCAGCAGCCGCCGCUACUGCACCACCAGCCGCAGACGGUACAAAUAUCACAACCGGUUCAGCAAAGUCAAGCAGUACAGCAAGCGGCGGGCGUGCAGCAGGUGCAGGCGGUGCAAGCGGUGCAGCCGGCGCAGGCCGUGCAGGCGCCGCAGACGGCCGCGCCGCAGCCUGCGCCGCUGCUGCCGCGUAGGGGACUCUCGCUCACGCGUGAACAAAUGUUGGAAGCGCAAGACAUGUUCCGGAACGCAAACCGAGUGACGCGGCCCGAGAAGGCCCUCAUACUCGGCUUCAUGGCUGGCUCGAGAGAUAACCCCUGUCCGAAUCUCGGCAAUAUAGUAACAAUAAAAUUAUCAGAGAACAUCGAAAACGUAUUACAAUCUGACGACACGUACCUAACGAUGCUGUCAGAGAUGCACUUCCAAAUGAACUACAACAAUGGCCAAUGGACGAGACUGAAGAAGUACCGUCAUAUAGACGGCAUGGUCCCGCAGAAGAUACCUCCUGGCUCCACGGUGAUAUCCGCCAAUAACCAACAACCCGUUGUAUCGAUAGCGAACCAGAGCGUCAGUUAAGGUCUGUUGUACUUUAGGUUUUUUCGUGUAUCGCUGAAGUGUAUGAGUGGUUGUAUAACUCAUUGCCUCAUAUUUAUGUAUACAAAUCUACCUGCUAUAAGGGAUGGAUGUGAAAUCCUCGAGUAUGUGUUUUAUAAUUAAUUUCUAAGCUUUAAUAAGUACAUUCGAAGAAGUUAAUUAUGAAAUAUAUAAUUAAGUAGUAUAUUGCUCACACCUGCCAUUUUGGAUUGCCGUAUAACUCAAAACUAUAAUACAGUGUGUUACGAAAAUCUAGCAUCGACCGUCUGAGGAUCAUCUGAUAUUUAGAAAAAUCUGUUUCCUAAGUUGCCUCCAGCGAAAUAUCAUUACGUAAUAUUAAGCAUUGUUUGCGUAUCAUCUGGGAUCAUUAGUAAUCCACGGUUGAGUAAAUUUAAAAAGACCAAGUGAUCUAAAUUUAGAAAACUAAGUAUUUUGAAUUUGGAAUACCAAAUAUUCUAAUUUUAGUAAACCAAGUAAUCUGAAUUUAGAAAACCAAUUAUUCUAAAUUUAGUAAACCAAGUAGUCUGAAUUUAGAAAACCAAUUAUUCUAAAUUUAGUAAACCAAGUAGUCUGAAUUUAGAAAUUCUAGUAUUCUAAAUUUAGAAAACCAAGUAGUCUGAAUUUAGAAAUCCUAGUAUUCUAAAUUUAGAAAACCAAGUAUUCUGAGUUUAGAUAACCAAGUAGUCUGAAUUUAGAUAACCAAGUAGUCUGAAUUUAGAAAACCAAGUAUUCUGAAUUUAAAUAACCAAGUUGUCUGUAUAUAGAAAACCACAUAUUCUAAAUUUAGAAAACUAAGUAUACUAAAUUAGAAAACCAAAUAUUCUAAAUAUAGGAAACUUAGUAUUCUGAAUUUAGUGAACUAUGUAAAAUUGACCCAAGACCUGUUUUUAGCUCAGAUGUUUCAUGUUUGAUUUAUCACAAUACAAGGUAUCUAAUUUGAAGACAAGGCAUUUGGCAUAUUAUGAUACAUGCAUACACAUCCCUUAUGUACCUAAGGUAUAUAGAUUAAUAUGGAGUCUAUUUAAAAACAUGAAAAUACUAAAUACAACCAUUGACUGACAUCAGUGCUAUACUAUAUUUUAUAUUGCGAUUUCAUAUUGUGGACGAGUGAUUAAAGUCCUGAAGUUUGAAUGUGUUCGUUUUGUUGUUUUGCAAAAGAUCAGUGGAACAAGUUUAGAGACACUUCCAAAAAUAGAGACACGAACAAACUUAUGUUUGUUGUUUUGAAGAGGUUUUUCUUUCACGUGUGAAUGGACAAGAAUUUCUAAUGUUGAAAAGAUCAAAUGUAUUUGUACAAAUACAACCUAUCAAAUAUUAUAUUCCUGAUAUGAACCACAUGGUUGGAAGAGCAUCUACAGCUGUUAACCUUAUGAUUUGCAACUGUCUAUUGAAAUUGUCAAUCCGUUUCCUUUUAAACGUUUAUGGUAGUGUUUGUAAAUUUAGUCAAAUUAGAAACACUUUAAGUUGUCAUUGAACCAAACUGCAAUAUGGAGUCGCAAUUUUGUAAUAUAUUCAUAUAGUUAAGUACUGUUAUAAUAUUAUAAAUAAAAUUUUAUUAGUAAGAAAUAGAAGUUAAAACACUUAUAUAUUUUUCGUUAAACUCAAUAAUAAAUUAUUAACUAAGUCAAUUUUGUACACCGCUGUCCUAUUACAUUAUAGAAUAAGUAAUAAAAACAGAGAAAACAUGUAGCGCAGUGUAGUGUCCAAAAGUGAUUUAUCUGCGAGUAGUUUAAUUAAACGGAAUUGUAUUCAUAAUUCUAAAUCGAAAAAAAGGAAUCAACCAGAGCAAUGCAGCAGAUUCAAUUCCGUUUGAUUUUACCAAAUCAAUUGCUUUUGAACAUAAUGGCUCACAAAAUAUAGGUAAAACUUACUGAACGAAGGAUUUUGACUAGUGUUUAUUAAGGCUUUUGUUAUUUUAACUUGUAGUGCUUGUAAAAGCACUGGGUUAUAGUAUAAAUAUAUAUUCAAUUAAGCUAUUAACAAGUUAACUCUACUUAUAACUUGCUAUGUUUUUUAUAAGUAUUUUUCAUCUGAUUUAGUUUUUAUUUAAAAAAAUUGUGUGUUAAAUAAGUGUCAUACGUCUAAGUAAUUUGGUAUGUUGAAUAACAUAAAAGAAAUAGUUAAUUUUUUCUUGUCUCCUAUUUAUUACUACCAUGUUGGCCAGGCGGCUCGGUAUAGAGUUUUCUUUCUCUUACACUAUUUUUUAAAUUAAGUCUGUUUUUUUAUUGCAUUCUAAUCAUUUAUUAUAUAAAAGGAACGAUACUUGUAAAACUUAUUAAUAUAAUUAAAAUAUAAAAAAGGAUGUCGGUAGACGAGAGGUGUUUAAGAAAAAUUUAUACGAGUGGCCUUAAUAAGAGCAAUAGAAACCAAAAGAAAUUUUUUUAGAAAUGUUGUUUGUUGUAUGUUUAUUUUGACAUCAAGCAAAAACUAUUGAAUCAAAUUGAAUGCGGUUUUGCUGAAGUGUGUACCUGAAGGUCUAACUUAAAAACUGGUGUAUGUUUUAUCUUAAUAUUCCAUCUAGAAGUAAUCCAUUGGUUUUCCUACUUCUGAAAUCUACACGUACGAAGUAUUGAGGAAAAGCUAGGUUAUAAUAAAACCAGUCUACAGAAUUAAUCCCCACUAUUCGUACAGUGUACAUAUCUAUACAGAGUAAUUUGUCCCGAAAUAUCAUGUUAUCGUCCGGGACAUGCCGAAGGUAUUAGGCCACUGGUUGUUCCUUACGAAGUCAAUAUACAGUAAAAAAAAAUUGAAAUUAUCGUAAUAAUUUCAAAUUUUUAUUAAUUUUCUCUAUCUCCAUAUUUAAAUGGUUAAAAUUUUCGCCAUUUUCUCUACUAACGGUAUUGUGGUUUCUAAAAAAAAAUUGUUUAUAAUUAAUAUUCUCAUUUUAUUUUUCUGAGCGUAUGACACUUAUUAAUUUUAAAAUAUUUUAAAUAAUAUACGACCGAUAGUGUCUUUAAAGGCUAAGAAUUUUAUAAAGUGAUCUCACUGUAGGUGAAUGAAGAUUUUUACUAAUUCAGUAUGUUUUCUAGUGCCAAAAUAAUUUGAAUUAAAACUUGAUUCGCUUCAAAUAUUAUAUUUAUAUUAUAGUCAGUAUCAAAAGUCGUACGCAAAGAGAUUUCCAAAAUACAUAAACAUAUUGCCUACGUAAAUAGCUGUAGUAUUCUAGAGGAAUGGAAUAAAUCACUCGUCAAUUUCACAUGUGAAAUGAAAAAUGAUACAUAAAAUCAUUCCUCACUCCUGCUAUGCCCCUUCAUAAAGACUGCUACAAAAUGACACUUAGAAAAUAUGCAGGCUAUCAAGGUGUUCGGAUUUAUUCGUGACUCAUCGGCUGUAAUCGUCGUAUUUAAGAUUAUUUUCCAGAGGGCCCUGGUCUUUUAGAAAAGACGCAUAUGUAUUCUUGGACAUGUCUAUGCUAAUCUCUGCUCGAAUCUUAAUCAAUUCUGGGAUGGGCGCAGAGCAUCUUUUCUUUCUCAUCUUCCUUAAUACUCCACUUGAAAUAACUAAUAGUUAUUACAUUAGGUCAUUAUGAGCGAAAAUCACUCUUAUCACUUGUCAUAUCACAGUCGUUACAAAAAAUAAUAUCACUGUGAAAUUAAAAAUAGCAAUUAUUUUUAAGUUUAAUGGCGAGCACCCAACAUAAUAAUCUUAAUGUGUUCAUCGACUUUUGAUGCUGACUGUACCUGUAGUGCAAGUUGUUUUUACUCGACUUCCAAAGAAAGGAGGGUAAUGUGUUAUACGGGUGCAUGUAGGUAUGUACGGAUUUUUGGCGCAAUAUGUAACAUAAACUGCAUGAUAAAUAGGUCUUAAUUGUGAGAGCGUUAAGUACUACACGACGAUGGUAUAAAAUAAAUAUGGCGGCCAUAAUAAAAUAUCAAAAAUGUGAAUAUUUCAAAUACAUUGUUUACACAUAUUAGUUACAUUUGUUUUACUGUUGGACAAGAACCUCCAUUGUUUAAAUUAUAAUAACUGUACUGGUUAUGUACUAAUGUAUGUUUAUCAUUAACCCCUUGACCACCACUUGGCAUAUACUGUGAUACCUAAUACUACAUACAUUAAUUUAUUUGCGUAUUGUGGUAGUAAUGAUGAUAUUCAAUGAUGGAGGAUUGCCUACAGUGGAAUUAAAUAGGCUAUUUUUAUAUAGUAUUUGCCUUAUUGUCAGUACUUCGAAUUGAUAGCAUGUUAUAUACAUAUUACAUAUAUAUUUUCAACCCAGAAAACCCAAUUGUAUUUAAGGUACGACAUAUUACGUUUUUACUUUUUCGUGUCUAAUGACACCGAGCAUCGUGAUGCAUUUACAAUGCAAUCAAAAUAUGAACAGGUCCUCUCGACAAGUGGCAAGCCAAUUCGCCAAUGGAAUCGACAUCGCUAGCGAGUCCGUGAGUUGGAAUGAGACAUCAGGUGUUGCUAUCUCAUUCUAUCUAACGGACUUGCUACCGAUUUCGAUUCCAUCAACGAAUUCGCUUGUCACUAGUCUAGAGUGCCAGAUCUGUCGCUCUGUCAAUUUAUUUACUUGUAUAAAAAUCAAAUGCUAUUCGUUAACUUCGCUAAAACUAAAAAACGGCUUGACCGAUUUGAAUAUUUCUUUUUUUGUUUUGUUCUACAUAUAUUGCUUUCUUAUUAACUGUGUUUUUCUUAUUUUUUUUCCAAUAGACUACAGCAUGGGGUUCUUAAAAAAAGGGAGAACUUCAGUAAUAUCCCUGGUAUUGGCUUUCAUAGGUUACUGUAACCGCAUACCAUCAGGUGGGCCGUAUGUUCGUUUACCACCUCAGUGGUAUAAAAAAAAAUUCUCGUUGAAAACUAAUGCUAGUCGUACAUAGUUUUUAUUUUAAUUGCAUUGUAAAAUGAACUUAGUGGCUGUAUGGUAUUUUUGUAUGAAAAAUUGCAAGAUGAGUUAUCUUUGAGUCACCGUUUCAUGUUGGUGUUAUUUCAUGUUUAUUAAUCUAAGCUUUUGGUGUAGAUGUGAACGUUUUGAUUGAAAAAAACAAAUGACCAAUAGUGUGUAUAAUAACUUAGACAUUCUUAAUUUUACUUUCUGCUUGUAUGGUAGUAUUGUAUUUUUGGUAGAAUUUGUCGAAGUAAUAUCGAUUACAUUGAUAGUGGCAUGAUAUUUAGAAUUGUUUAAAGUGCGAUUAUAAUACACUAUAAUUUGUUUCGUUAGUAAAUCUUUUUAACCAAUUAGUCAUUUAAAAAUGCAAUAGACACAAAAAUAAUGGCAAUUUUUGCCCGAUCUGGGGGCGCUAAAUAAUGAUCAAAAAUAAUAAAUAACCGACUUUAAAAAUUUGCUUGGGACCAGCCUGAAUGUAACCUUUUAAAUAUAUAUAUAAAAAAAAAACAACAACAAGCAAAUCGGCUAUGAAAUCUCGGAGAAAUGCGUGUACCUACUAAAAAUUAGUAUUUUAAAAAAAAACUUGUAUAAUUCCUAAUUUUUUUUUUUUUUUUUUUGUAUAUUCUAUGUAGUCCAAUAAGCUGUUUUUUCUGUGUAUAUAAGUUUUGCAAUAGGAGAAUGGAAAGAAAAUGUUCUUUUUGUGUGUCUUAAGUUUUAAAGCGAGAUAAUUAAAUCUGCAUUUUUGUUGAAAAUUGUUUAAUAUUAUAGAAUAGAUAUAAAAAAAAGUAUAGAAAUGUUUUAAAUAUACGUACGUAUAAAUAUAUACGUGUACAUACAUGUUGAGUUUUGUAUGAUUCUCUUUUAUUGGCGAACUGAAUGUUUUUAGAAAUACACCCAAAAAAAAAAUUGUAUAUUUUACUUUACAUUUUAUUUAAUUUAAUUCCCAAAUUUCCUCUUUCAGUAAUAAAUGUUUUGUAUCGUAAAGGUCUGUGCACACGGGAGAGAACAAAAUUCCAAAUUUACUGCGGAUUUGUGUGCGUAAUUUAAUGAAAUUGUGUAUGCUCAACUUUUAUUGACAAAAAUUACUCUGUUUAUUCUCUCGGCUGCGCAAACCGCAAGUCAUAUGUUUUCAAUACCAUCCUUAUACAUUCGGGAGGCUUAAAAUCUACAGGGUGAAAUAAAAGAACCUCCCGGUAGCUUAGAAGAUAAAGUUCUGUUUAUUUGAUGGUUAAAAAUUUUGUUAAGUACACAUUAUAUUUUAAUAUAGUAACUACCAGUUUAACUAACGUACAUUUUAGCCGAGAAAGCUUGAUUAGUUAAUAGGGACCAUCCGCGACCCUUAGUCAUGAGCGCCUGUGACACAAGCCCGAACCUCGGUUUGCUGAAUACACGUAAGUUAAACCCGUAGUUAUUACAUUAAAAUAUCUAUUCAUUGUUUAAAAUUAAGUCUGAUUUUUCGAGAAAUGAUUUCAAUUUUUGUAUGAUAGUAACCCACUAAAGGUACCCACUGACCUGACUGAGCAUGUUCAGGUAUUAAUAAAUCAUGAUACAUAUAUAUUACAAAUGUAAUAAUAAUUACAUUUGUGGUAAUAAAUAUAUUACACGAGCAUUUCGCCACACUACAGUUUACGCCUUGAUGGUGGUGCUAAUGUAAUGUUUGAUUCCAUACUGUUAUAUUAAAUGCCAUUAUUAUAAAAAAUAAAAUAUUCAAAAUACCCUUAUAAUAUGUCUGCGUCAGUACGUUUUGAUUUGAUAGAAAUAAAACUACCAUAUCUACCAUAGAGCAUGGCAACACCAAAUCCAUAGCUUGUUUUUAUAAUUCUGUAUAUAAUAGCAAUAGCUAAUAAAUAACUAGUUUGGUCGACUUGUUAUUGCUAAAAAAAACGUAUGUAUUAAUUACGUUAAAACAUGUUAUUCUGAAAAAUGUAAUAGUGCCUAUAAUUUUGUAAUAACGGUUAUGUAUUCCAAUAACGGUAAUUACUUCUAUAAAUCUGUUUUUUUCUGAUAAUACGUUAAGAAAAUUGUAUUUCGCCACAAGAGUGCCUGUAGACAAAAGGCGGAAAUAUUAAUUUUUAAUAACGUUAUCGCUUUGCAGCGAAAUAUAAUGGUCGUUAUGUUUAUGAACGUAUAUAAGAAAUUAAGUAAUUCUGCUGCAAUUUUUUUUUAUAUCUCAUAGUUCCAAGAACCUUUUGUUUUUAUUACUUCGCAUAUUUUGAAAACAGUUUUAGUAUUUUUUUUUUUUUAUAAUAAAAAAGUGCGUAAAAUGAAAGUUUUUUUAAUUGAUUAUGUACUGUAAAUUUUUCAUAUAUUUUUUAUAUUAAAUUAAUAACUUUAGUAAAUAUACAUGCUGAAAUUAUGUCAAAUAAAAAAGAAAAACAAUUAUAACGGCCAAAGUAUCGUGCAACGCGGACUAUAGUUAGAUUUUAUAAUAAUAAAAUUAAUGAUCUGUUUGGUAUGUUAGCAAUUGAAAAUAAUUGGAAUUGUUUAUUAUUCUAAGACCUCGUUUUAUUAGUGAAAAAAAAGAACUGUGACAAAAUAUGAUCAUGGUACGUUAAAAAAUAACGUCACUAGCCGUUACAAUUAACCUAUCUUAUAUAGUUAAAAAAAACGUAGAACUUAACAGUUGUCUCGUCACUAUCAAUUAUUAAAGGGACAAAGCAAAGUUUUUAAUAUUUUUUUAUGAUAAGGAAUUGUUGCACUGUCAUUAUUAUAUGGGACCAUAUUUCAUGUCGGAUAAAUGUAGUUUAGCAGUUUCUCAUAACAAGUGUUACUGAUAAAAGUAAUCAUAUAUUUGAAUUCUUUAAUACGAUUCUAUAAUUAUGACAGUGUAAUAAACCUUUAUAAGGCGUAAGUAUACUGAUGAAGAUUUGUCGGAAAAGUGUGAGUUUUGAGUUCGAGUGAAAGUCAAAGGCUUUUAAGCGUGUUAAGUAUUCGCAUUAUUUCUUUAUGUUGUACGAUAUGUUUUUCUAUAGAUAUUUAAUAUUCACAGUGUAUAUAGUAGAUAGUACAAAAAUAUUAAAUGAAAACUAUUUAAAACAA